GGCAAGCGGGCGGCCAUUUUGUGGCGCUGGUUUCAGCGCGGAGAGCGGGGGCCUCAGUGGCGAGUUAAAUUUCUUUUUAACGCCCUUUUCCCGUACAGGCCGCUCGGUAAGAACUCGGCACUAUCCUGGCUCGCUCUCUGCCUCGUUGGGAAACGGGAGGGAGACCGGCCGUCUCCGGCGUGCCUGCCAGGAGAGUUUGUUCAUUCCGACCGUGGCUGCACAAAGAAGGUGGGGCGGGAACUUGGGCCUGUGGGCGAGAUCCGGAGCCCAGUCGGCUCCUUCGGCCCCAGUCUUUACAGAGGGCUCCGUGGGUAGGAAAGGGUCAAGGAGACGCUUAGCAUUGCAGGCCGUUUUCGGCCUGGUGCGCAGAGUUAUGCUGCUGCGCGCGGGAGACGAUGCUGGUUCGGGGCAGUGACGAGCUGCCUGUGGGCCCCGUGUGUUUUUGUGACCUCCUUUCUUUAGGGGGUAGUCUAAAAGUUGGUUUUAAUUGGUUGCCCACAGGAUUGACUUGGCUUCUGCUACUUGUUAAGGAAAAAAAACACCUCUUCUUGCAGGUGUGUGUGUUUCAGCGCAGCAUGGCUGUGGUCAUCCGUUUGCAAGGUCUCCCAAUUGUGGCGGGGACUAUGGACAUUCGCCACUUCUUCUCUGGAUUGACCAUUCCUGAUGGGGGCGUGCAUAUUGUAGGGGGUGAGCUGGGUGAGGCUUUCAUCGUCUUUGCCACUGAUGAAGAUGCAAGGCUUGGUAUGAUGCGCACAGGUGGUACCAUUAAAGGGUCCAAAGUAACCCUGUUACUAAGCAGUAAAACUGAAAUGCAAAAUAUGAUUGAACUCAGUCGAAGACGUUUUGAAACAGCGAACCUAGAUAUGCCACCAGCAAAUGCUAGCAGGUCCGGGCCGCCACCUAGUUCUGGAAUAAGUAGCAGGGUGACUCUUCCUACUACUGUACCUAACUUCAACAGCCCCUCAACUAGUGUAGUAACUGCAGCUACUUCAGUUCAUGAAAGUAACAAAAAUAUACCAACAUUUUCCACUGCUAGUAUGGGAACGGCACCACCAAGUCUGGGUGCUACUUUUGGAAGUCCCACAUUUAGCUCAACUGUACCCAGUACAGCCUCUCCAAUGAACACGGUACCACCUCCACCAAUACCUCCUAUUCCAGCUCUGCCAUCAUUGCCCCCAAUGCCUUCUAUUCCUCCCAUUCCUGUCCCACCACCUGUACCUACAUUGCCUCCUGUUCCUCCUGGGCCACCUAUACCUCCUGUGCCACCUGUGCCACCAAUGACACCUCUCCCUCCAUUAUCAGGAAUGCCUCCUAUGAAUGCCCCACCUGUUGCACCUUUGCCUGCUGGAAUGAAUGGGUCUGGAACAGCAAUGAAUUUGAGCAGUAACUUGAAUCCAGUGUUUAUGAAUCCUAUAAAUGCUAUUCAGAUCAGUUCUCAACCUGGUAUGAAAUCACUUCCUGUCAAUCCAGAUGAUUUAUAUGUCAGUGUCCAUGGAAUGCCAUUUACAGCAACAGAAUCCGAUGUCAAAGACUUUUUCCAUGGUCUCCGUGUGGAUGCAGUUCAUUUUCUGAAAGAUCAUGUAGGACGGAAUAAUGGAAAUGGAUUAGUUAAAUUUUGCUCUCCUCAAGAUACAUUUGAAGCCUUGAAACGAAACAGGAUGCUGAUGAUUCAGCGUUAUGUUGAAGUUAGUCCUGCAACAGAGAGACAGUGGGUGGCUGCAGGAGGCCAUAUAACAUUCAAGCAGACUAUGGGUUCUUCUGGACAAAAUCAUCCUUCUCCUCAGGCUCUUUCUAUGUCCAAAUCUCCCAAUGGUCAGAAAAGAUCCAGAUCCAGAUCUCCACAUGACCAAGGCUUCUGUGUUUAUUUAAAGGGUCUUCCUUUUGAAUCUGAGAACAAACAUAUAAUAGAUUUCUUUAAAAAAUUAGAUAUUGUGGAAGACAGUAUUUACAUAGCUUAUGGACCCAAUGGGAAAGCACUCGGUGAAGGUUUUGUUGAGUUUAGAAAUGAAGCUGACUACAAAGCAGCUUUAUGUCAUCAUAAGCAGUAUAUAGGAAAUCGUUUUAUUCAAGUUCAUCCCAUAAGUAAAAAAGCUAUGUUAGAAAAAAUAGAGGCAAUUCGAAAAAGACUGCACAAUUUCAACUACGAUCAGAGAGAGAUUGCAAUGAAUACAGAAGGAGAGACAGGUCCUUCUAAACUAUAUGCACGUAUAUCCAAUAUCCCCUAUAACAUUACCAAAAUGGAAAUCCUUCAGUUUCUAGAGGGUCUGGCAAUAGAAGAGAAUUCUAUACAGAUUCUUGUUGAUACUAAUGGGCAAGGCUUAGGACAAGCACUGGUCCAGUUCAAAACUGAAGAAGAUGCUCGCAAGGCAGAACGCCUACAUCGAAAGAAAUUGAAUGGGAGGUAUGUUGUGCUAAGACUGAUUGCUCCUGAAGAAAUGAGAGAAGUUGAGAGAAAUCCUCCCUCCCAAGGGAAAAAAAUGUUGAAAUUGCCAUUGCAGGGGAAUACAGCAAUACCAGGAGUGCAAAAUACUGGUGGGGAUGAGCAUUCUUUCAUAGGUGGUUGCUCAAAAGAGGCAAAUAGUGGUCCUUUUCCAGUAUUUUCUAGUAAUUUCGGUGGUUCUAAUGCAUUUGGUCCUCCUCUUCCACCUCCAGGUAUAGGGGGAGCUGGCUUUGAGGAUUCCAGACCAGGAAUACCUUCUGUUGGAAAUAGUUGUUUACCUGGUCUACCUGGCUCAGGAAUAGAAGUCCCAGGUUUUGGAGGUGGGCCUAGUAAUUUAACUGGGCCAUCAGGUUUUGGAGGGGGCCCACAGAAUUUUGGAAAUGCCCCUGGUAAUUUAACUGGCCCUCCUAGUUUUGGAAGUGGGCCUCCAAAUCUUGGUGGUGGCCUUGGACACAUAAGUGGACCUCCAGGGUUUGGACCUGGACCUGGAAACUUGCAUAUUACAGGGCCUCCUGGGUUUGGAGCUGGCUCUGGAAAGCCAGGGCCAACUGUUAUUAAGGUUCAGAAUAUGCCCUUUACUGUGUCAGUAGAUGAAAUUUUGGAUUUCUUCUAUGGUUACCAAGUAAUUCCAGAUUCAGUAUGUUUAAAAUUCAAUGAGAAAGGUAUGCCCACAGGUGAAGCAAUGGUUGCAUUUGAGUCUCGUGAUGAAGCAAUGGCAGCUGUUGUUGAUCUGAAUGACAGACCAAUAGGAUCAAGAAAAGUGAAACUUAUGGCUCAGUGUGUGACCAAGGUGGAACUGUCCAUAUCCUGUGACAAUCUGAUAGAUAAGGAUGUUGGCUCCAAAUCUGAUCCUCUGUGUGUCUUACUCCAAAAUGUUGGCGGAGACCAAUGGACUGAAUUGGAUCGAACUGAAAAAAUAAAGAAUUGCCAAAAUCCACAGUUUUCCAAGAGGUUACUGAUUGAUUAUUAUUUUGAGAAAGUUCAGAAACUGAAAUUUGGCAUGUAUGACAUCGAUAACAAGUCGUAUGACUUAAACGAUGACGACUAUCUUGGAGGGGCAGAGUGCACCUUGGGACAGAUUGUGUCAAGCAAAACAGUCACUCAGCCUUUAAUGUUGAAGAAAGGAAAACCUGCAGGAAAAGGCACUAUUACGAUUUCUGCAGAAGAGAUUAAAGACACCAGAGUUGUAUCUCUGGAUGUUGAAGCUCGGAAUUUGGACAAAAAGGAUUUUCUGGGCAAAUCUGAUCCAUUUUUGGAGUUUUACAAGCAAAGUGACAGUGGAAAAUGGCAACUUGUGUUCCGAUCAGAGGUAAUUAAGAACAAUUUAAAUCCGUGCUGGAGAAAAUUCAGUGUUCCUCUACAAACAUUCUGUAGUGGUGAUUUCAACAAACCAAUCAAGGUCCAGUGUAAUGAUUAUGAUAGUGAUGGGUCACAUGAUUUGAUAGGCACUUUUGAAACUAAUCUCUCCCAACUACAGAAUGCAAGUGGCAGCUCUCCGGUGGAAUUUGAGUGUAUUCACCCUGAAAAGAAGAGAAAAAAGAAAAGUUACAAAAAUUCUGGAAUUGUUAGAGUCAAAUCCUGCAAGAUUGAAAGAGAGUAUUCUUUUUUGGAUUAUAUCAUGGGAGGCUGCCAGAUUAAUUUCACAGUGGGCAUAGAUUUCACUGGCUCCAAUGGUGAUCCAAAGUCACCAGAUUCUCUUCACUAUAUAAGCCCGAAUGGGAUAAAUGAGUAUCUCAGUGCCAUCUGGACUGUGGGGAAUGUGAUUCAGGAUUAUGACACUGAUAAACUGUUUCCUGCCUUCGGGUUUGGAGCCCAGGUUCCUCCAGAUUGGCAGGUCUCACAUGAAUUUGCAUUGAACUUUAACCCCACCAAUCCCUACUGCCAAGGUAUCCAAGGAAUUGUGGAUGCUUAUCGCCAGGCAUUGCCUCAGAUUCGUCUUUAUGGCCCAACAAACUUUUCUCCAAUUAUAAAUCAUGUUGCUAGGUUUGCUGCUCACUCAGCACAACAAAGGACUGCUUCACAAUACUUUGUCCUGCUGAUUAUCACAGAUGGGGAGAUCACUGACCUGGACCAAACCAGGCAGGCCAUUGUCAGUGCCUCCAAGUUGCCCAUGUCUAUUAUUAUUGUGGGAGUUGGCAGUGCUGAGUUCAAAGCCAUGGAAUUCUUGGAUGGAGAUGAUGGCGUCCUGAAGUCCUUGACAGGGGAGCCAGUUGUACGCGAUAUUGUCCAGUUUGUGCCUUUCAGACAGUUCCAAAAUGCUCCUCGUGAGGCACUUGCUCAGACAGUGUUGGCGGAGGUUCCCAAGCAACUGGUGUCCUACUUCAAGAUGGUUGGCUUGGCUCCAGUAAAAUCACCCUCAGAAAAGCAGCUUUAAAACAAAUAUGCUGUCUUCUCAUUUAGAAAGGAAGGAAGAAUACUACCUAUAUGUAGUUUGCUAAUGGUUUCUGUCAUCCUGUAUUCCAGAUAAUGUUAAUGAGAUUUCUAUGUAUAGUGGGAAUACAGUCAACCCUCAACUUACAAACAGCCCCACAUACGAACUUUUUGAUUUACAAACGGCUCUGUUGUUAAAAAUUGGCAUCGACCUAUGAACGAGGUCGAGGCUGCGUUCGCAAGUCAAUGCCAUUUUUUGCCAACAGAGCCGUUCGUCGCCUUCGGAGGUCUCAAAGGGCUUUCUGC
Pogona vitticeps (central bearded dragon) is the source of this 5116-nucleotide messenger RNA. The record is from RefSeq and is a predicted model, not a curated record. Lineage: Eukaryota; Metazoa; Chordata; Lepidosauria; Squamata; Agamidae.